Messenger RNA from Nothobranchius furzeri (turquoise killifish), 3647 nucleotides. Its product is annotated as olfactory receptor 11A1-like. Gene Ontology annotation, biological process: G protein-coupled receptor signaling pathway; detection of chemical stimulus involved in sensory perception of smell. Gene Ontology annotation, molecular function: odorant binding; G protein-coupled receptor activity; olfactory receptor activity. Gene Ontology annotation, cellular component: membrane. NCBI's taxonomy places the organism in Eukaryota, Metazoa, Chordata, Actinopteri, Cyprinodontiformes, Nothobranchiidae. The record is from RefSeq and is a predicted model, not a curated record.
AGCUGCAGCAGCUGCGUAAACAUCAUGAUCAACUCCACACAGGUUUCCUUUUUCACCCUGACUGCUUACUUUGACUCCGGAGCCCUCAGAUAUCUGUAUUUUGUGUUGCUCUUCUCCUUGUAUGUUUCAAUCGUUGGCUGUAACGUUCUGCUCAUCGUGGUUAUUUAUGUGAACAGGACUCUACAUGAACCCAUGUACAUGUUUCUGUGCAGCCUGUUUGUGAAUCAGCUGUAUGGAAGUACAGGCUUGUUUCCCUUCCUGCUGAUCCAGCUUCUCUCUGAUGUUCACACCAUUUCUGCUCCUCUCUGUUUCCUGCAGAUCUUCUGUGUUUACUCUUACGCAAGUAUAGAGGCUUUGAAUUUAGCUGUCAUGUCUUAUGACAGAUACGUUGCUAUCUGCUUGCCUCUGCAGUACCAGGCUCUGAUGACGUCUAAAAGAGUUGCCGUGCUUAUUGCCGUCACAUGGUUGUUCCCUUACUUUUCUAUAGCGGUCCUGGUGUCGCUGAGCGCCCCGUUGCCGCUCUGUGGGAACGCCAUCGACAGGAUUUACUGUGGCAACUAUUCUAUAGUUAAACUGAGCUGCCUGGACACCAGACUCAACAACAUUCUGGGUCUUCUUUACACCGCCGUCUCCAUUGUGCUUCCUUUUUUUAUGAUUCUUUACAGCUACGCAAAGAUUCUUGAAGUUUGCUUCUCUGGAUCCAAACAGACCCGGCAGAAAGCGGUCAGCACCUGCUCUCCUCACCUGGCUUGUAUCCUGAACUUUUUUUUUGGUUGCUGUUUUCAGAUUGUCCAGAGCCGGUUUGAUCUGAGCGGCGUUCCGGCUGUGCUGGCCAUCAUUCUUUCGCUGUACUUCCUGACCUGCCAGCCGCUCUUUAAUCCGCUUCUGUACGGGCUGAAAAUGAGCGGCAUCAGUGAGGCGUGUAAGCGUCUGAUAUGUGGAGAAAACACAAAUAACUAACUCAUCAGACAUGUUGAGUUUUGCUUAUCAUACCUGAAACAGGCUCCUAAAGCUUCACCUGAGCUCUCAGUGAGGGGUGAGAUUAUGUAGAUUAGGAUUAGAUUAUUGUUGGUGAGCUGCAUUGAUGAGAAAACAGGAAAGCUUUUAAAUGAUUGAUUUAAUGUUUGUAUCUGACACGCCACUUGUCCUCCAUCCCUUACACAGUUUGAGACGCUGCUGUUGUGUUUAUAGAAACUGUAACUGAAUAUAUUUCCAGUUUUAUGAUUGUUUUUUUUAAUAUCAGAAACUGCUUUCAACACUAAACUAAUAAAAUUUGUAGCUGUCUGGCCUACAUUUGCGAGUAACCACGUUAUUAUUAUAUUUAUAAUUAUUUUAUUUUUUACAACCUCGACUCUCUCCUCUAAUCUCUGAAAAACCAGAAUGAUCCAAAAUGGUGUUUCACACAAUUCUGUAAAACACAGUCCUGGGUAACAACAACAACAAAUGGCUAGAGCAGGGGUGUCAAACAUGCGGCCCGCGGGCCAGAUCCGGCCCGCAAGCAGGUUAAAUCCGGCCCGCGAGAUGGUUGUGUUAACUUUAUUUUCAUACUUUACAAUGUAGAGUGAAAAUAAACUUAUCUUUGUGAGCAAGUUUUCUCUGUAAUGAGUAUAAAUAAAACAAAGCUGCACUCAAGGCUCACACAAGAAUUUGAAUCACAUCCUGAAGUUGGCUGCCACUCAAGAUGUGACUUCUGAUAUUGAUGUGCCGGUGAAAGCUAAAAGAUGUAAAGUAAAAUGAGUAAAAUAUACUUUAAAUGCUGCAUGAAACUGAUCUUGCCAUGUGAUCUGUGAACUCUUUAAAUCACUAAGGAAUGAUUUUUAAAUUUAUUGAUUUUUUUUUUUUUUUUUCAAAUUUUCAAGUACACAUCAGGUGUUGUACUUGUACUAUUUUGGAUACGCUGUCCUCAGGCUCCAGCCUUGUUUUAUAUUGAUUGUAUUAAAACAAAGAAAACAAUCUGAAGUUGUUUUUAAUUUACCGGUCCGGCCCACUUGGGACUAGAUUUCCCUCAAUGUGGCCCCUGAGCUAAAAUGAGUUUGACACCCCUGGGCUAGAGGUUAGGUUUAUUUAGGGUGUUUCUAGGCACUCACAGCUCCUCACAGAUAAUCCAUUAUUCAUUCACUCAUUUAUACUCUGGUGAUGAUGAAUUACAGGGUCAUAAUUUAACCAAAAAUGUUCAAAACAACAGAUUCAUCAUGUAGUUUGGGUUAAGGUUAAACAACAACAUCCUCAAUCAAAUCAAUCAAUCAAUACUUUAUUAAUCCCAGAGGGAAAUUAGAGUUUCAGUACACACAACUCAGAGAUCAGACAUACAUGGGCAAGACACAUGACAAGAAUUGGUGACUGUGGUCAUUCGCAACCCUUAGUUGCGCUACCUUAAUAGAGGUAAGAGGGUUACAUGAGGAUUGGUUCAGGUGGAGGGAAAAAGGCACUUCAGAGUUACCCUCCCCCGGGAGGGCAGCUUUGCUCUGCAAAAAAACAAAAAAAAACACCUCAGACAGAAAUGCAACAGACUUCAGACAUUACACAACAUAAGUGUCCACUAGGAGGGGUGGUGGGUUGGGACUAUCCCCACUUCAGUUCCUGCAGCCACGAUAGAAGCAGCACAUGUCACCUCAGUGUGGAUAGGGGGAGGAGCAUUGAGGGUUGGAGGGUUGCAGUGACCCUGGAUGCUUCAGCGGCCUUCCCGCAGUCCCGCCCAGGCUGGGAUAGGAGGCAGAGUUUAGUUGCCAUAGCGACGGCACAUUCCACAUAUCUUCUGAGGGGGGAGUUUUCGUUGGAGCCUUGCAGGCUCAAGGGCGCCGGGUUCCGAUUAGAAAUUGUUUUGGGGCCAGACAGAGAUAAUUUCCUCUCUGGCUUACAGUUUGUUGGUCCUCAACCUCUAAAAAUCCCAAUAAUGAACAUUAAACUAUCCCAAUCCGUGCUGAUUCGUCCACUCUCUCCUUGAUGGCAUCCAUCUUUUGUGACAAUAAUGAAUCUCGGCCAAAGUCCCAAGCUUACGAUUCAUCUUAUCAAUGAUGUGAGUCUGUGAAUUCACAGCGCGGUGCAAACCAUCUCUGAGCUCCGGGAUCAGGCCAAUAUUCCUCGACAGCUCGUUAAUUUUUCGGUAAGCCAGGUAGCCUCCAAGGCCAAUGAGCAGGAAACCCGACACCAACACCACGAAUAUCCACACGUCUUCAGAGUCCUCCACAGACAACUGGUCUGUCCCGGAGGGGCAUCCGGGAGCCCCUUCUCCCGUUCUCAUCAUUGAAAAAAUUGAAUCAACCGCAUUGAGUGACCAAUUGACGAGAUCCAUUUUAGUGAAUUUCAGUUUACAGUUUUCAGAAAAUAUGCAGAAGCAGCCGUGCACCCAGCACACACAGACAGACAAAGGCCUUGAGGAUAAGAUUUGGAGGAGAGGAGAAGAAAAGCGUCUGUACCCUCCAAGAGCCGGAAGAAGUGUAGACACUAAUGCCAAGAAAGGAGGCUAGCCACGCUGCUGCAAUCAGAACUGCAACUUUCUUCAUCGUCAUCAGCGUAUCAUACUGUAGAGGACAACAGAUGGCCAGAUAUCUGUCAUAAGACAUGACGGCUAAGUUAUUAAACUCUACAGUUAAGUAAGUAUGAAGACCACAAACCUGCAGGAAACAGAGAGGAGCAGAAAUGGUGUG